Rosa chinensis is the source of this 2661-nucleotide messenger RNA. Its product is annotated as origin of replication complex subunit 5. Gene Ontology annotation, cellular component: nuclear origin of replication recognition complex; nucleus. The transcript has 8 exons. Gene Ontology annotation, biological process: DNA replication; DNA replication initiation. Bases 283 to 2028 code for a protein of 581 amino acids. Gene Ontology annotation, molecular function: DNA replication origin binding. The record is from RefSeq and is a predicted model, not a curated record. Lineage: Eukaryota; Viridiplantae; Streptophyta; Magnoliopsida; Rosales; Rosaceae.
UUUUUCAUUUUUAACUCCCAACUGACCUUGUCUAUCUACCACACGCACCCAAAAAAAAACACCGCCGCUUUGCUUUCGUUUCUUUGAUCCUCCGGCGGACUCGCCGAUCAGGUAGAUGUAGAGGGGAGAGACGCGAUUGAAAGAAGAAAAAAAAAGUUUGGGAAUUUGUGGGUUUUUCCUGCUCUUGAAACAGAAUUGUGGGAAGGCAAGGAGUUCAGAAGUGACGGGCUUUGUUUUGGUUGUUUAGAGUGUCUUUGGUUGCCUUGUCUUAAGAAUUUAGACAUGGUUAAGGAAGAAAGGCCACAAAUUACAAGGAGAGCAACUAGAUCCUCCGCUUUGGCUAAAAGUGUAGUUGAAGAAACAGAUACAAGCAGUCAACACCCAAAUGAUACUACUUUGAGUUCAGACAUGGUUGAAGAAGAAAGCCCACAAAUCACAAGGAGAACAACCCGAUCCUCUGCUUUGGCCAAAUGUUCAAACAAUGUAGUUGAAGAAACAAAAGCAAAUAGUCAGCAGCAACUGACUUUAGAUGACCUUGUGAUUGGAGAAGAAGGAGAGUCCUUUAGCUUCACUGAUCUGGUGUCUAGUUUUCCUGGUAGAGAUAGUCAGAUCAAAGAGCUUGUGCACCUUUUGGGUCCGCAGAACUCUCCCAUGCUUCCUAUAUUUAUAUAUGGAGGCUCUUCCACUGGAAAAACUAGUAUUGUUCUACAAACAUUUAGGCAUCUUAAACGACCUAUUGUUUACCUAAGCUGCCUUACCUGUUAUAAUCCUCGAAUAUUGUUUGAAUCCAUAUUGAAUCAAUUGUUCCUUCACCAAAAGAAUGCAGAAAAUGGUUAUUCUAGUGCAAAGCGCUGUGAAAAACCAUCUGAUUUUGUGAAUUUUCUUCACGAAGCCUUGGUUAGCAUUAUUGGUAAUCCUCAGGGACAAAAGUCAGGAUUGAGUAGCAAAAGGUCAGGAAAGGCUAGUGGAAAUAUGAUCUACUUGAUUUUUGACAAUUUGGAGCGUGUCAAAGGGUGGGACAAAGGUUCUACUGUGUUACCUUUGUUGUUUAAUCUCUAUGAUACUCUGAAAAAGCCCGAGGUCGGUCUUAUCUUCAUCAGCAAUAACUCACCGGAUACAUAUGACUCAAAUAUGGGUUAUGUUGAGCCUAACCCUCUAUAUCUUCCUGAUUAUACGGAUGAUGAUCUUGGUCAAAUCUUAAUGAGAAACCAAGCAAACAAAAAGCUUUAUACCUCUUUUCUCAGUGUUGUACUAAGGCCUUUCAGUAGAAUUACCAGACGAGUGGAUGAAUUGUCUAGUGCCUUUUCACUAUUAUUCAGAAAAUAUUGUGAACCUGUUACUGAUCUUGGGGUUGUUCCCAAUGAAGAAAUGAAGAGAAAGUUGUUUAGUCAAUUUCAGCCCCAUAUUGCUCCUGCACUGAAUGAGAUAUUUAAGGUGUCAACUCAGCCUUCCACUGAAGUUGAAGCUAGGGAGAGAAAGCCAAAGGGUAGCACAAGGAAAUCCGGAGGUUAUGAAGUUGUUGACCAGUUGGAUUUUCACAUGUCUACUUCUGCCAAGUAUCUUCUUAUUUCAGCAUUCCUUGCUUCAAGAAAUCCAGCUACCCUUGAUGCAUCAUUGUUUGAUUCUACUGGAGGUUCUAAUAAUCGAAAACGAAAGAGGAAGGUCUCUGAGAAGUCAAUGGAACAGAAGGAAACUGCAGAACAGGAAUUACUCAUGAAGGGCCCCGGAACAUUCGCAAUGGAGAGGUUACUAGCCAUAUUCCAGUGUAUUACAUCUGUGGCGGAAGAUCCACUUGAUGAUGAGGAACAAGCGCAGGAUGGGUUAGGCAUUCAAGAUGGGCAUUGUGGGCUCAUGUCUGAUGUCCUCUUACAAUUGACUAGUCUCUGUGGUGCAAAUUUUAUUGUCAAAGGAGGAAGCUGCCCACUGGAGGGCUCAACUCGCUAUCGUUCUACAGUUAGUGAAGAUAUGGCCCUGCAGGUAGCAAGGAGCAUUAAGUUUCCUCUCUCAAAGUACUUGUACAGAAGAUGAUUGCUUAAGGGCAAUGGUAUCUGCAACAUUGUCGUCAACUUAUUUUCAAGGAUGAAUUAGAAGGGUCAGAUUGUGUUUUCAGGUCAGUUUUGCUACUGCCAGGAAAUAGCUGAGGAAGCAACAAUAAUAUGAAAGAUGUGAUGGGGAAAUUGGGGGUAGAUACCACAACUUCAAUGUGGGAGGACUUUUCAAUUUCUGGGGGCCUUAAAUUCCAUCUUAAAUGCCAUCUUUAGAGAAAUGCCGCGUCGAUGCUUUAUUUCAAUGAGUCCAAUUGGAAGUGUUGACAAACUAGAAACAGUUGGAAUGAGAGAGAUCGAGAGGUUGACUCUAAUAACUUUCUAGGGUCCAGAGUCCUAUCCUUAGUGGUCCUUCAUGGGAGGCGGAUCUACAAAUUUUCUUUGGCCAUCAAUCUCUAGUGGGAGACCUAAUCUUCUUUGAAAUGUGGUUUAUGAACACUCUACAACAACUAUGGGAGCUGUCGACAAGAAUCUCAAGUACUUGGAAUUUGUUAUCAGAAACACAAAGAUAUAUUGAUUUUGAUGCUUGAACAGCAUUAUUAGUUUCCUACCUUGACUUUCCCUUGUAGCUUUCUAAGCGACCAUAUCUAAUAUGAUGCUGGACCUAAUUAAUUUC